Messenger RNA from Suillus clintonianus, 1029 nucleotides. Its product is annotated as pseudouridine synthase. The record is from RefSeq and is a predicted model, not a curated record. Gene Ontology annotation, cellular component: mitochondrion. Gene Ontology annotation, molecular function: pseudouridine synthase activity; RNA binding. Gene Ontology annotation, biological process: mRNA pseudouridine synthesis; tRNA modification. Lineage: Eukaryota; Fungi; Basidiomycota; Agaricomycetes; Boletales; Suillaceae. The transcript is spliced from 4 exons. The coding region runs from base 1 to 1029 and encodes 342 amino acids.
AUGCCAAAAAUUACGUUGCCACACCUGCCUGUGUCUGGGCUUUUUGCUGUCACGAAACCUUCUGGACCGACAUCGAUGUCCGUCAUCAAUGACCUCAAACAAUUGGUUGGCAACUCGCGUUUGUUUGUGGAAGCAGACAAAUUGGAAAAACGCGGUAAAGGUAAGGUCCCUACUAAGGGGAGGCGCGCACGAGAGAUAGUGAAGAUAGGACAAGGAGGAACGCUUGAUCCUCUUGCUGAUGGCGUUCUGGUCGUAGGUGUCGGAAAAGGAACCAAACGUCUCAACGAGUUCUUGGAUUGUGUAAAGGAAUACCGCACAACGGCGCUUUUGGGAUGCGAAACUGAUACCUACGAUAGUGAAGGUAGCCGAGUACGUGUUGCACCCUGGAGACAUGUCACCCAAGAAGCCGUGGAGUCCGCAUUAAACAAAUUCAGAGGGGAGAUACACCAAGCGCCUCCAAUUUUCUCCGCGCUCAAGAUGGAAGGUAGACCGCUGUACGACUAUGCUCGGAAAGGCAUACCCCUGCCUCGGCCCAUCGAGAAGAGGAAAGUCACAAUACACUCCUUGGAAAUACUCGAAUGGAAAGGAAGUGACCAUGAAUUCCGUUGGCCAGAAAAGGAAUUCACUUCGGAUGAAAAACAAGCAAUGAAAAAGGCCUUAGAAGGAGUCGAAGAAAACCCUAUCAUCAAAGAUGAACUAGAGCCUGCGGUGGGUGACGAGCAUCCAACGGCAUUUGUACUCAGCAUGAAGGUUUCCGGAGGGACAUACGUACGCUCGAUCGUGCACGACCUCGGUCAUGCUGUCGGGUCAGCUGCUCAUGUCGUAACUCUGACUCGAUCUCGACAAGGCCGUUUUGCGCUCGACCCAGCUGCUGGCUCCGAAGAAACAGGAUGUAUUCCUUGGGACGUAUUUUCCCGUGCGUCUGAAUCCGAGGGCGAUGUAGACGAAGACGGAUGGACACAAUGGGAGCGGGAAGUCAUCGAUCGCCUGGAAAUCGUUGAAGGUCCUAAGCUUCAAAAGACUUCUUGA